GAGUUCGACCGUGAUGGGACUUGUUGGAGAAUCUGCCCUACUGCCCUGUAACGUCGACGUUGCUUCGUGUGGCGAAGUGUAUUUCAUCACGUGGACCAAAAACACCUCCACUGAAUGGAAAAGGCUAUACCUGUACAGCGAUGACGUAGAAAAGCCGCUUCAGGAAUUAGCCAAUCCGGACAGAGCUGAUUUUAUGGUUGAAGAGUCUACUGCCUAUCUAAGAAUCUCUCCCUUAGAAAUGGACGACGAAGGAAGCUACAAGUGUGACGUCACUUAUGUACAGGGAAAGUGCCCGUCACUUUCUUACGCUCAUCUGAUCAUAAUGCUGAAACCAAGCCCUCCAAUAAUAAGUAAGGAUGGAGAAAUACUGAAACAUGCUUCAACGAUUGGUCCUUUCCUCGAAGGAACAACUUUGUCACUUGAGUGUAAGACAACUGGAGGAAAACCUUCACCGGAAGUCACGUGGUCGAAUGGAAGCGAAAGUCUGCUGUCCAGGGGAAGCAUCGCGGACGACGAACUGGGGACCAGUAAUGUGACGUCUUCUAUUCGAUUCGUUCUUUCCAGGAGCGACCUGGGUGCCAGACUUGGGUGUCACGUAAAACACGACACAGUUGAAGAAGAAAUGGUGAAAUGGGUUGAAGUUGACGUGCACGGUAAGACUAACUUUGGAAAUUAAGAGA
Molecule: messenger RNA, 680 nt
Organism: Limulus polyphemus (Atlantic horseshoe crab)
Lineage: Eukaryota; Metazoa; Arthropoda; Merostomata; Xiphosura; Limulidae
Product: cell surface A33 antigen-like
Exons: 2
Coding region: 14-676 (220 amino acids)
Source: RefSeq, a predicted model, not a curated record